GACUGCUCGUGAAGACAGUCAGUCGCUUCCCAGCAAAGCUUCUGGCAUCAGGGUGUCGUCGUUUGGCUCGUGGUUAGUCUCUCUGAUCCUCUGAUCAGCCAGUGAACAAUAAUAUUUUUGUACAACUAUGGUGCAUUGGAUAUUGGUUGGAGUGUCCGCGGUCGUUCUGACCGUGGCGGUCUUCGGCGCUCCACAACUGCCCGACUCUCAACAGAACCAAGGUCCAACUGUCGGAUUUCGAAGUGGCAAACCAACGAUCUAUAGAAGCAAAAGUCAGAACGAAACUAGAGACCUAUUCGCCUAUCCGGAAGAGCAGUUCUCCAAUAACCACAAUCAGGAUGCCAAGAAUCGAACCCCGGUGUACAUCCCGAACUGGUGCCAGAAAAACGAAAUACUCUACCCGAGUGAUGAGGGAAACGAUUGGGUGUGCGACUGCAAACCAACAUUCGUGUAUCAUCCACCAUCCCGACAGUGCUACCAACUGUUCACCAAGGCCUUCUGCGAAGACGGAUACAUGGUGACCCUGCCAAAUCCAGACUCCAAACAACCGAAAUGUGUUUUUAACCCAUGUUACAAACGGAAUGUCAACUUGGUGCUCUUCAAUAACGAAUGCGUUGAGUUGAAUGCAUACUAUGUCAAGUGUUCGAUCGACAAGCUUCGACUAAUCGUUGCCGUACAGGAAAAUAACAUGCUGGGAUGCGUCCAUAUUUCCGUCAAUCCUUAUAAUAAAAUUGAUAGCUUUUGAAACGCUACAAUAUCAAACUUUCCUUGUAGUUGUACUUGCGCUAGAUGUUAAAAGAUCUACUGUUUCCGUUGACAUUCAGCACUAUUCGCAAGACAUGUAUCAAACGGUUUGAAAUAAAAAGACUCUUGUAAAGAAA
Molecule: messenger RNA, 881 nt
Organism: Aedes albopictus (Asian tiger mosquito)
Lineage: Eukaryota; Metazoa; Arthropoda; Insecta; Diptera; Culicidae
Exons: 4
Coding region: 128-745 (205 amino acids)
Source: RefSeq, a predicted model, not a curated record